AUGAUCCUUGAACCAGCUAAAAGACGUAUUGAUGAUUUAAAUGAAAAAGCAAAUCGUUUGAAAUUAGAUGUUUUACGUGAAGCUCAAGCGCAAAAUAAUGCAAAAAUUAAAUCUAUUACUGAACAAGCCGUUAUUUUGAGUGCUGAAGAUGCUAAUCGUCUAUUAACAUCAACAUCCACAAUAGUGAUUACAACUAAUGCUAAAACUACUAGUAUAACUCAGGUUGCUGGUACAACAGCUGUUGUAGAUAACUUAUUCCCUAGACUGACAUGA
Messenger RNA from Rotaria socialis, 273 nucleotides. The record is from the annotation of a GenBank genome assembly. NCBI's taxonomy places the organism in Eukaryota, Metazoa, Rotifera, Eurotatoria, Philodinida, Philodinidae.